AUGGAAAUGACGCUUAAUAACAAAAACAAGUUUGGAUUCGUUGACGGCAUGAUUCCGCCACCUGAGGAAGGUGUGUCUCAUCCUUCCAAGUUCUGCUGGCGUCGUCUAAACGACAUCGUCAGCACCUGGAUUCUCAACUCUGUUUCCAAGGAGAUCGCAUCGAGCUUGAUCUUUGCUGGUUCUGCUCAUGAGAUUUGGACAGAUCUAGGUCACCGAUUUCAGCAAAAGAACGGUCCUCGAAUCUAUGAACUUCGAAAAGAUUUAAUCAAUAUGAAACAAGAUUCUCUCUCUGUCUCUCAGUUUUUUACUAAGCUUGUGUGUGGGAGGAAUUAUGCCAUUUUCGACCUUCAUUACGCUUUCGGAAUUCUGUUGAUGAAGCCUUUGCCUAGCAUCUCUGAAGUUUUCUCGCUAAUCGUUCAAGAAGAGUGGCAACGAGGACUGACUUUUACUCCUCCAACAAGCAAUGAGACGCAACUGAAUUUUGCCGUGAAGAACACACAGUACAAUUCCAAGAUCCGGCAAGGGAAGAAAGAUAAGCCGCUCUGUACUCACUGCAGUUUACUCGUCCACACCAGGGACAAAUGCUACAAGUUACAUGGUUAUCCACCUAAUUACAAGAAGCAAAGUCCAGCCACAAUUCGAGUCAACCAUGUGGACACAAGUGAGGACAUUCCUCUUCAGCUCACUUCUCAACAGUAUGAACAAUUAAUAUCAUUCUUCUUUGCAUAA
Messenger RNA from Arachis stenosperma, 729 nucleotides. RefSeq lists its product as uncharacterized. The transcript is spliced from 2 exons. NCBI's taxonomy places the organism in Eukaryota, Viridiplantae, Streptophyta, Magnoliopsida, Fabales, Fabaceae. The record is from RefSeq and is a predicted model, not a curated record. The coding region runs from base 1 to 729 and encodes 242 amino acids.